This is a messenger RNA of Uloborus diversus, 1363 nucleotides long. RefSeq lists its product as uncharacterized. The coding region runs from base 200 to 1363 and encodes 387 amino acids. Lineage: Eukaryota; Metazoa; Arthropoda; Arachnida; Araneae; Uloboridae. The record is from RefSeq and is a predicted model, not a curated record. The transcript is spliced from 4 exons.
UUCAGGGUGUGCUGCGGUUGCACUAUUUCCAAAUUUGGGAGGAAAUAUGAUUCGCCGGGAGAGUUCAUCACUUUUAGAAACAUGUCGAAAACAGAACUCUUCCCAAAGUUUUCCAUAUGCUUGAGGAUUUUGGGAAAUGAUUCUUCUGUCAACAUGACUUAGAGAAUAGAAUUUCCGUUAAACUUGCUUUGGUCUGGUAAUGUUUGCUGCUGAUCAGAUUAGUUCAGUUUCCAAUGGAAAUGCAAAAAGCUGUAUCCAAGCACUUUUAAAGAAUCGUGAGCAGCAUCCACUUUCAUUCCAAAGAUAUCCUCUCAGUGCAAAAGAUCUAUAUUCUUCAAGCCUGCUUGGGAGUGCCUUGACAGGAAAUACGGGUCUUAGUACAAGAACGCACAAUUCUGAGCUUAGUUCUGACCUUCAAGAAUUUGGUACAUUCAGAAACUCGGAGUGCAGCUCUCCCGAUCAGUUAGAAAACCAGAAGGAUUUUAACUACUCCCAGAAGUUGUUUCAUAUUGCAGACGGUAAUUUGUACAGUAUCUUUUCUCCCAUACAAGGUAGAAGCUACGGAAUGAAGCCUUCCUUUUUAAGGAAACAGAAGUAUACAGUGCAGGAAUGUCACAGUCGAGGACGCAAGAAUCUCAGAAAAGGACUCAAGUUCCACAAUUUUUUACCUUCAGAAAGCAUUACUUCUGAAAAAGAUGGGGAUUUCAUGAGAACAAAGUGGAGAGUUCACUCAGAAUGCAGGUUAAAAGAAGAACAUGGAACCAAACAAAUCACAAUUUCAAAUUGGUCACAAAGUGUCCAAGACUCUCCGGAAGGUAGCAGUUCAAAAACUGAGUCACAACCGAUCUCAAAGUUAAGUGAUGACACCUCAAAACCUAGCACGUCUUAUAAAAUCCUGGAAAAUGAAUCUAAAUUCUGUGACAAUAUUGAUCCCUAUGACUUUAACCUAAGCUUAGACAGUUCUUCAGAGUGUUCGGAGUCUCCUACUCCUAGAUCUGUUAUUGAAGAUCUGAAAACCAGAAAUGUGUCUGUUUCUGACAGUGCCAAGAAGGAAGCUCUAAAUUUUGUGCUGAAUGCUUUAAUGGAGAAGCCCACCAGUUUGGAAAAUGCAACUUUCCACUUAGAAAAUAGUGAAACUGUUACAAAACCCUUGCACUUCAAUCAAAAACAUCGUAGAAAGCCUUUGCAAACAAGGCGAAUUGUGCCUUAUGUUAAGUAUUUGUCUUUAAUGGAAGAAAAUAACUGUGUGCCUUUAGAUUUAUCUUCUAAGUGCACUGCAUUUGACAAGUCUUCAGAUUCUCUUAUUAAUAAUUCUUUCGGUAACUUAGAAGAAGAUGCUUGUACUAGGAUAUGUCGAUGGUGA